AUCUCCCCAACCCAAACCCACUUUUCUUUAUCCCUUCCUAAUCCGUUCUUAGUCUUUCCACAUCAUUAUUAGCUCCCACCAAACCACAGUGGUAUUGGGGUCUGUGUUGUUUUUGGGAUCUAAUCUUUUCCAUCUUUUCUGGCUUUGGAUUGGAUGUGAAGGCUGCUGCCUUAUAAUCUAUAGCUGGGGUUGUGGCGUAGAAAUAUGAGAGUUGUGGAAGGCACUAGUACUUCUAAUUAUGCGAACACUUUGCGACGCUUGUGAAAGCGCAGCUGCGAUCGUUUUCUGUGCUGCCGACGAAGCUGCUCUUUGCCGUGCCUGUGAUGAAAAAGUGCAUUUGUGCAAUAAGCUCGCUAGCCGACAUGUCCGGGUUGGUCUUGCAACUCCCAGUGCUGUUCCCCGUUGUGAUAUUUGUGAAAAUGCACCAGCUUUCUUUUAUUGCGAAGUAGAUGGGAGUUCGCUUUGUCUGCAAUGUGAUAUGGUUGUUCAUGUUGGAGGUAAAAGAACACAUGGAAGAUAUCUUGUACUGAGGCAAAGAGUGGAGUUUCCAGGGGAUAAACCUAGUAGUAAUGGUGAUGAUCUCACUUCCCAACCCCCCAUCGACCAAGGUGAGACUAGAAGAGUACAACAUCAACAACCAAGAAUGACGAUUGGAGACAUCCAUCAAAAUCACAGGGCAUCUCCUGUUCGUCUAGCAGAUGCCAAUGAUGAGGGGCAUGUAAAGAUGGAUAAUAAGUUAAUUGAUUUGAACAUGAAGCCUAAUCGGAUGCAUGGACAAGCUUCAAAUAAAGAGGACCAAUAGUGGCAUAUUUAGAAGCAUGGACUCGUGCAGAUUACUUUCACUAGUCGCUAGAAGGGCAAUUCACCUACUCCUUGGCUAUCUGCUACUUCAUGAGGAACUCGCUCCUUUAAUCAUCCAUUCUGUUAAGUGGCUCUCUUGGUCAUCAAGGGUUAAAGAGUGUCUACCAUCAAGUAGUUUAGUUGUGCAGGAUAUAGUUGGUUACUCGGAAAGCAUUCAAAACUUGCCUUGAAAGCAAAAUACUGUUAUCUAUGCAACUGAUGUCGUGGUACUCAGUUGCCAUUGUUGAAAUCUUUGCGAGUGCUUGUAUUGUUGUAUUUCCACUGCAAUUUUAAUUUUUUUUUGUAAGUACCAGUUGAUCAUGGUAGCAAACGGAGAACUCCGCGCUUUACUGGAAAAAAAAAAACUGUAAGCUCAUCCAAAUCCAUGAGUGGAACGUUUUCGGAUUUCCUUGUAUUUGAUUCAACUGCAAUGGAUAAGUGUGUUAUUAAG
Molecule: messenger RNA, 1291 nt
Organism: Argentina anserina (silverweed cinquefoil)
Lineage: Eukaryota; Viridiplantae; Streptophyta; Magnoliopsida; Rosales; Rosaceae
Product: B-box zinc finger protein 19-like
Exons: 5
Coding region: 239-802 (187 amino acids)
Biological process (GO): regulation of DNA-templated transcription; photomorphogenesis
Cellular component (GO): nucleus
Molecular function (GO): zinc ion binding
Source: RefSeq, a predicted model, not a curated record